Molecule: messenger RNA, 1248 nt
Organism: Gracilinanus agilis (Agile Gracile Mouse Opossum)
Lineage: Eukaryota; Metazoa; Chordata; Mammalia; Didelphimorphia; Didelphidae
Gene: ZP3
Product: zona pellucida glycoprotein 3
Exons: 8
Coding region: 1-1248 (415 amino acids)
Biological process (GO): binding of sperm to zona pellucida; positive regulation of acrosome reaction; egg coat formation
Cellular component (GO): extracellular matrix
Molecular function (GO): acrosin binding
Source: RefSeq, a predicted model, not a curated record
AUGACUUGGGGUGCCCCCAGCCUUCAUCCUCUCUCUCUUCUCCUUCUGCUCCUGGUGCUCACUGGGGCUUCUUGGCAGGCUCCCCAUUCUCCUCAGUCCAUCCAGGUACAGUGCCUGGAAUCCCAUUUGGUGGUCAGUGUCCAAAGAGAUCUGUUUGGCACCGGGAAGCUGGUUAAAGCAAAGGACCUUCGCCUGGGCCCAGGGGGCUGCAAGCCUGCAACUUUGCAAGAAGAUGCCCAAGAAGUCACUUUUGAGGUUGGCCUCCAUGAGUGUGGCAGCAUCACGCAGGUAACUUCAGAUGAGCUGAUAUACCGCACAAGCCUGUUCUACCACCCAAGCCCAGAAGGAAAUUUGACCAUCUUAAGGACUAAUCAGGCAGAAGUUCCCAUCGAGUGUCACUAUCCUAGGUGGGGCAAUGUAAGUAGCAGAGCUGUCCAGCCUACGUGGGUCCCCUUCAGGUCUACCAUAGCCUCCGAAGAGAAGCUCAGCUUUUCUCUUCGCCUGAUGAACCAUAACUGGACUUCUGAGAGUCCCUCAGCUGGGUUCCAGCUGGGUGACAUAGCCCAUCUCCAGGCUGAAGUCCAUACAGGCAGUCAUGUGUCCCUGAGGCUCUUUGUUGACAGCUGUGUGGCCACCCUGAGCCCAGACAAGGACUCGGAGCCCCGUUAUGGUAUCAUUGACCACCAUGGGUGCCUGGUAGAUGGUCUUUCUGACUCCUCUUCAGCCUUCAGAGCCCCCAGGCCUAUGCCAAACACUCUCCAGUUCACAGUGGACUUGUUCCACUUCGUCAGUGAUCCUCGGAAACUUAUCUAUAUUACAUGUCAUCUGAAGGUCUCUGUCAUUGACCAAGAGCCAGACCAAACAAACAAGGCCUGUUCCUUCAACAAGUCCACUAAUAGCUGGUUUCCAGUAGAAGGCCCUCCUGACAUCUGCAGAUGCUGUAGUUCCAAAGACUGCGGAACUCCAAACCGGUCCAGGAGACGACUUCCCGCAGACGGCAUCUCUGCCAAGCCCUGGAAGAGGACGGCUCCCCUCCAGCAGCUGCCAGUGAGGGAAGCAGACGUCACCGCUGGGCCUGUGUUCUUGGCAGUGAAUGUCAGUCACCACACCCCACAGGAGCCCAACCCGGAUUUCAUGGAAAAGUACGCAGCCUUUGGCCUGGGCCUGUCUCUGAUUGCUGCUCUGGCUCUUGCCUUAGUCAUCAUGGCCCUGGUUCUCCUCUGUAGGAAACGCAGCAGUGCCUCUUGA